Rhododendron vialii is the source of this 1376-nucleotide messenger RNA. RefSeq names its product transcription factor bHLH71-like. The record is from RefSeq and is a predicted model, not a curated record. NCBI's taxonomy places the organism in Eukaryota, Viridiplantae, Streptophyta, Magnoliopsida, Ericales, Ericaceae. Gene Ontology annotation, molecular function: RNA polymerase II cis-regulatory region sequence-specific DNA binding; protein dimerization activity; DNA-binding transcription factor activity, RNA polymerase II-specific. The transcript has 3 exons. Gene Ontology annotation, biological process: regulation of transcription by RNA polymerase II. The coding region runs from base 146 to 1048 and encodes 300 amino acids.
AUAGGGAAGCAAAAUACCUAUUAUGCCCUCUCGCUCAGAUAAAUGGGAUUUGCUAUAAAUUAGAGCAAGUCAAAAGCAUUGGGUUGUCACUGUAAGCAUCACAAAUGCUGGGGUUAUCAUCAACAUUAGAUAGCACAAAGAAGAAAUGGCUUUAGAAACACUAUCAAGCAAUGAAAUCUUGAACUUCCUAAUGUACGACACUGUAUUUGCAUCCAAAUUUGACUGCAAUGACUCUUCUGACACUACUAUGUUACCGGAAACUAGUCUGAAACCUCCACAAUUUGGCGGUGCUUCGGUUAUCAGUUCUUCUAUGAUGCAGCGGUGCCCUCCGGUGGGGCCAGAAGCUGUAGGCAAGCGGAGGAAUCCAGCGAUGCAAGGCCGGAAGAAGAGGAGAAGAAGACAAAACGUUUGCAAGAACAAGGAGGAAGCGGAGACACAAAGGAUGACACACAUUGCCGUGGAGCGGAACCGCCGGAAACUGAUGAAUGAGCAUCUAGCCGUCUUACGCUCCCUCAUGCCGGAAUCUUACGUCCAAAGGGGUGACCAAGCUUCCAUAGUGGGUGGUGCCAUUGAAUAUGUGAAGGAGCUUGAGCACUUCUUGCAGUCCCUUGAAGCUCAAAAACUCUUAUUGCUGAAAGGAGGAACCCCACCACAUGACACUGCCACUGCUGCCAACGCUGAAUUCUUCUCAACCCCAUUUUCGCAAUUCAUUGUGUUCCCUCAGUACACAUUGUCACAGAUCCCUAACAAGAACUCAUCAAAGAGCAAGACCGAAGUGGCAGACAUUGAGGUCACUUUGAUUGAGACCCAUGCAAACCUAAGAAUCCUUUCAAGAAAAAGCCUUCGACAAGUAUCGAAAAUUGUUGCUGGUUUUCAGACACUUCACCUCACUAUCCUUCACCUGAAUGUGACCACCUUGGACCCGUUGGUCCUCUACACCAUCAGUGCUAAGGUGGAAGAAGGAUGCCAACUCAAAUCAGCAAAUGACAUAGCAGGUGCAGUACACCACAUGCUUGGAAUAAUUGAGGAGGAAUCUACCCUCUGGUGAUCAACUUUUUAAGCUGCCACAAAUACCCUUGUAGUUGCAAUGGAAUCUCCACAUGCCCCCCCACCCCCCCUUCCUCCGCCUUCCAGUUCAUUGCAUUAGUUGUUCUCUAGUGCUUGUAAAGGCAUCAACAGCCUUUUUUUUUUUUUUUUUUCUCUCUCUUCCUUUGGGUACAAUAUGGGUUAGGGUAUUCAGCAUUCAGAUAAUGUUUCAAACGUUGUAAAUGAGUGGACCGGAAGAGGCUCUUUUGGUGAAUAGAGAUUUUGGAAAAGUCUCAUAACCACUGUAGUCACAGCUUUUUAUAUUAUGUGGAAAAUAGAUCAAUAAAUAA